UCUGUGGUGGUGUUUAUCAAUCAAGUUCUCAGAUCUUCGUCGAGUUUGUGUUUUUUUGUUACAUUGUGGUCAAAUGUAAUAAUUACAAGGAAAUGAAAUGAUAAUAGAUUUGUAGGGAAAUUUAGGAGCCAACACUCCAGAAGUCUAUGUUCAAAAUUCCAUCAGACUAAUCAUAGUGAGCGAUGGAACCCAUGGAGGAGGAUUUAGAUGUCUCAAUACCCUUGUCGUCGCUGAGCUAUGAAUUCAGGACACUGGUAUCGAAUUUGUUGAAUACAAGACGUGUAAUAACGACUGAUGGCCCUAAUAAAUUACCCAGGGACUGGAGAGGUUUAGCGUUUUUGCUACAAAUAUCAUCAGAGUUAGCGAGUAGUAUAAGUGAGAGUCCGGACAAGACUAGCAGACUCCUGGACAUUUGGAUGCAGAGGGGGGACGGUACAGCCACACUGGAAACCUUACUUGAUUAUCUGACACAGCUAGACAGAUAUGAUAUAUACGAUGAUAUUGUUGAACUUGCAAAUCUUGGUAGGCUUAUUGCAACACCAAUUGAUCAGUCUAUGUUUGGCAAUGAAAUUUCAAAAAUCAAUGGGAAUAAGAAUGAUGGCAUGAUCAUCACAUACGAUGAUAGAAGAGACGGAUUUCCUCAUUACUACCAUGCAUAUGUGCUUUUCGCCCAAAAGGACUGGGAGUUUGUUCGAGAGCUUCUAUCUCGGAUGAAAGCUUUAGGAUAUAAGCUAUGCACCGAGUACGACAUCGACGUGGGCUACGGCACGCAGUACGCGCCGGUCGCGCAGCUGAUCUCGGAGCGCUGCUACCGGAUCAUCCUGGUCUACUCGCCGGACUUCCUCGUCAGUCCGGCUAACAGCUUCUACUCGGACUACGCGCAGGCUGUCGGCAUUGAGUCGAACAAGCGCAACAUAAUCCCGAUCAUCUACCGCAAGUGCACGCUGCCGCAUCACCUGAUGUACUACCACCGGCUGGUGUACAAGCCGGACGAGUGGGCGCCCUACGACUUCUGGGAGAAGCUUGGCCAGACCCUCGGCAAGAUCAAACUGCCUGGAGCAAACGGAAUUACCUCAACCCAAUCAACAUUGGCCAUCACUGAGCUGCCAGCCGACGAUAAUGUCCAUUUCCUCAACACUAAAACUAUGUCUAGCAGCUACUCAGUCUCCGAUAUGAACACACUAGAGGUGGACAUAUCCCAACUCAGGAACUCAGGAUCAUUGAGCUCGGAAAGCCAGGCCAGUUCCCAAACACCAGUGAAGAAGAAAGGGUUGCAGAAAGUGAUGAGAUUCUUCUCAGGAAAAAAGAAAGUGUACAGCUGAGUAUUGAAAUGUGAUUUAGACACUGCCGUGUGCUAUUGUUGUAUGCACAAAUUAUUUUCAAGUUGUUUUAGCGUAAUGAGAAAUGACUAUCAAGCUAUUGACUUGACGAUAAGUCAGAAGUUUUGAUUCUGAACUCGUAUACCAUCGGCCUUCUUCCUCUAUUCCACAUAGAUGAAGAUCGCGAGCAAUUAUUUCGUGCUUUUAUUUUAUACAGCAUUGAACGCUCAAUGUACUUGGUCUUCGUUUGGCCUUUUUUAGAAUGGACAUAUCCUGCUCAACCUAAAAUGUUGUAACCCUCACUACCAGAGAAUCAUUGCGUUCACGAUGAUAGGUGAUAAGAUAGGUCACCGUAUCGAUACUAGUAGCGAUUCGCUCGAAUCUGGCAAGCACGUGCCAUCAGUUACGAUUGACCAUGUACUAAAAGAUAAACUUAGAUAAUAGAUUUAAAGAUAUUGACGCAAUUUAAAAUAAUUGAGCAAGGCACAGACAGUUAUAUGGUUCAGUGGCCGCAUAAGAUCGAAUUGGUUAAUAUUAAGUGUCUCGGUUUAUUAGAUAAUUUGCUGGAUUGUAUGUACAAUAGCAUGAGAUUAUUCUAUAAUUUGUUAUUGAAAUAUUCUAUUAGGCGGUGUUAUCGCUGAAGGCAAUUCCUUCCAGAUAACGAACAAGUAGAGCAAUACUUUUGUUUUCGAUGGAGCUUCGUUAGGUCGCAUCCGUUGACAUGUGCGCGACUUGGAGAUAAACUAGCGUGGGAAUAAUAGCCCACAAGAUAACACGAACUGAAUAACAAGAUAAAAGCUAAAAAUUGCCAACAAACUGGUGAAUGACGCCGGAUGAAUCACUGAGCAUGAGGAAAAUUGGUCCAAAAUGACGAUAAGUCAGUAUGAGAAAUAUUUUAAGACGGUUAGUGAAAGUUCAAUAUUUUUGCUUGAAGAGGGCAAACGAAAAUUACUUUCAAAUGUCAAAUGCGGUGGUUCCACUAAAAUUAAUAAAAUCUAUCAUUCCAUUUGUAACAAAUGAAAUUAUUCAAAUGUUGUAUGUAUUAACAAUAUGGUGCUAUAAGCACUAUAAAACCAUAGAGUGGGUUAUUAACGCAUGGCGUUUUUGUUGUUAUUCAAAAUAGAUUUUAAGUAGCUAGUAUAGUAUAAAUACAAAUAAGUUAUAUUUUUUAUAGUUUUUACUAUACCUAAUAAUGUUAUAAACUUUUCUGAGAUUUUAAAAAGGUCAGUCAGUAUACAACUUUUACACUGGUGGUUUUAUAAAUUUAAAUUAAGAUUCCUAGAUUUAAUUGUAAAAUUUUAGUGAAAGUAGAUGUCUGUUUUUUUUUUGAUAAAGUUAUUAUAUUCUAAAAUGUUUUUGUCAUAUUGUGUUACUUUUAUUAAAACAGGAUUUUGGUACAUUCUCUUUUUUUCAUAAUAGUGCUCUUUUUAUUUUGGCAUAUCAGGGAACUGUGUUUUCUACGCAACAAGCUGAAAAUCUACGCAGUCUGUCGUUAGCAAUGCUAGUCUGUUGAAGAUAAUGUGCCAAAUGUAAUGUUAUCAAAGUUGAAAACAAUUUAUAAUUGAAUAUAUUUAAAAAAAUAUUUUAUAAUGAUUCACAGCGAAUACAAACAUUUUAAAACCUACAAAAGACUUU
This is a messenger RNA of Ostrinia nubilalis (European corn borer), 2954 nucleotides long. RefSeq names its product myeloid differentiation primary response protein MyD88-A (gene Myd88). Gene Ontology annotation, biological process: innate immune response; positive regulation of canonical NF-kappaB signal transduction; toll-like receptor 4 signaling pathway. Bases 183 to 1322 code for a protein of 379 amino acids. NCBI's taxonomy places the organism in Eukaryota, Metazoa, Arthropoda, Insecta, Lepidoptera, Crambidae. The transcript has 6 exons. Gene Ontology annotation, cellular component: plasma membrane. The record is from RefSeq and is a predicted model, not a curated record. Gene Ontology annotation, molecular function: Toll-like receptor binding; TIR domain binding.